AUGGAACUCGAGAGUAACAGUGCUGGCGACGACAAUGGCUCUACACUGGAAGUACCACUCCUUACCUCCAAUGAGCGACGAAGAGAUGACAGUGAUCGAUCCGAGUUCUUCGUUGAUGGGCUCCCAUACAAGACAUCUCUCUUGAUCAAGUCCCUUUACUUUUUGGAUGCAUUGGGAAGUUCAACGUGGGGGAGGUUCAGUGCUGUAUAUUACAACUUACACAAUCUGCAGAGUGCUCAAAUUGGAUGCAUUGAAGGAAUUCGAACUGUUAUUCCAACCAUCUCUCAAGUGGCUUGGGGGAUCACGGCCGACAAGUGGCAAUCCCGUAAAUCAGUAUGGUUGUUGACAAAAGUUUGCAGCACGAUUAGCCUGCUAGCCCUGGCGCUACCAUUAAUUUAUCAGUCGUUUUGGAGAAUUCUGUUUGCAUCGGCUGUGGCUCAACUUUUUGUUUCAGAUGGUCUUUUAGAUGCAUACACACUGGAUCUCCUGGGGCAAGAAAACAAGCUGUAUUAUGGGCGGUAUCGAUUGUAUGCAUCACUUUCAUGGGGAGUUGGCUCUAUGGUCAUAGGCUGGAUUACCGAUCGAUACGGUUUUGAACCGAACUUUAUACUUUUCGCCUUGCUAUCAGGCUUGAUGGUUUUCCUUGUUGCUUGGUACAUCCCCGAGACUGGAACGAACACAGCAACGGUCAACCAAGAGGAAGACGAUCAAGCUGGCCAGGAAACUGUUGGUGGUCAGGAAUCGGUCUGUGAGGAUGACGAGGAACGCGUCCAUAUUGAAGAAGACCCUGUUGCUGAAGAGGGAACAUUGAUGGAACUUGUUGCAAUCAUCGUUCGCCCCCAGACGCUGCUAUUUCUUCUGGAAGUAAUCAUUAUGGGAGCCGCCAUGGCCACGGUGGAACGUUUGCUCUUUCUUUACCUCAUAAACGAUUUGCAGGCCAGCACAUUCAUCUGUGGACUCAGUGUCUUUGUGAAUGUCCUGUUUGAGUUGCCAAUCUUCUUGUACGCCUCGCAAUUCAUGGCACUCUUGGGACAUGAUGGACUCAUGAUUGUGGCCAUGGCAUGCUUUUCAUUUCGAGUCUGGGGCUACACUUUACUCACACCUUCGACCAAAUUGUGGAUUCUCCCAUUGGAAGUUUUGCAUGGUAUCACGUUUGCCUGCUAUUGGACAGUUGCGACCGACAUCGCCAAAAUUCUAGUCCAUCAAACAACGGCAACCCAAAGAAAUGACGUCAACUCCAAUGAGAUCAGAAAUAAUCGAAAGUCUGGAUACUGGAGCACUGUCAUUCCAACCUCGGUGAAUAUGCUAUACUCUGCUGUGGGAAGUUCCUUAGGUUCAGUCCUUGGAGGUUGGGCCAUGCACAAAUAUGGCUCCCGUAGGAUGUAUACAAUCAUGGCUAGUAUCGUAUUUGGAGCCUUGGUAUUGCAUAUUCUUGGGACGUUUGCAUCAAGAGUAUGGUUUGGAUCGAGUUUUCUUCCAAGUGAUAACGGGAAUGGCGAUGGCGAUGAGUCAUGUGACGAUGUAGAAGAUGACGAAGAUGCAGAGACUGAAUAA
Molecule: messenger RNA, 1554 nt
Organism: Cylindrotheca closterium
Lineage: Eukaryota; Bacillariophyta; Bacillariophyceae; Bacillariales; Bacillariaceae
Source: the annotation of a GenBank genome assembly